GCAUCAGAGACUCUCGAGCCUGCGGCGGAAGCCACGCGGCCAGAUCGCGUGGAUGCCGGAAAAGCCAGUGCACCGGCAUCCGAAGCCGAGCAAGCCGAGCAAGCCGAGCUGGCUACGCCGCAGACAGAGACGACUGCGGCCCCCGUGCGCCAGACAGGGCUGGGAUGGCUCUAUGCCUCCACAGUGGCUGCGGCUGCGGCCCUGCGCAGCUCCCCGAUGCGUGGUGCGCGCAGUCUGGCCGAGCGUCUGCGGAGUCGGGCAGGAGAGCCAGCCGAGAGCGGAGAGACGCCGGCUGCCCCUGUCUCCGCAUCGCAAGGUGCCGAAGCACCAGAGCUCCUGCGCGCACGGCAGCGAGCUGAACGUGCAGCGCAGCGCCCACCUCCGGCGGGCCUCGAACAGUAUCCUGCAGCCGAUGGCGAGGAAGAGGCCGAAGAGGAGGAGGUUGAAGAAGACGCCAGCACAGCAUCUCCAGGAAAGACUGAGACUGCCGCCGUUGCGGCGAAGGCGGCAUCCCCUUCGCAGCAAAAGGCGGCUUUGGCAGGCUCAUCCGAGAAGAAGGAUAAAGCCUCGCCGAAGACCUCGGCAACUUUGCCGGUGCAGGCGGCAGAAGCGGCAGAAGCGGCAGAAGACGAGGCGCCGAAGUCCCAAAAGGCCAACUCCCAAAAGAAGGCGGAGCCCGAGAGUUCUGAGCCCAAGAAGAAGCCGGGAAGGAAGCCCAAACAGGAGGCCCAGGCCGAGGAGCCUUCGAAGCGUGCGGCCGAGGAGCCUGCACCGGAGGAGAGGAGCAAAAAGAAGACGAAGACAACGGCAGUCGACGUGCACUUGGAGGCCCUGCGCAGCUUAAAGACGGAGGCAGAGAGAGAAGAGUAUCUGGGCAACAUCACGCUGACCAUGCGGAUGAAGGUCGCCGAAGCGCAGUCGAUGUGUGCCGAUGCCUUGCCGGCAGCAGAGGUGGAGGAGGAAGCCCCAGCUCCGAGCGAGAAGCCCAAGGAGAAGAAGCGGGGCAAGGCGGCGAAACCCGAAGCCGCUUUGCCCGAGCCCGACGAAGCGGCCGAAGCCCCGGCACCUUCGGGACGCCCCCAGAAGCGUGCUGCGGCACAGCAGGCCGAGGCUGAGGAGGUGAAGAAGCCAAAGAAGCUCACAGCAGCCGUGGAGAAGCACAUGGAUGAGCUGGCGAAGCUGAAGACCCAGAAGCAGAAGGAGAAAUACAUCGCCAAGCUGACCAUCUCCAUGCAGACCAAGGUGGCGGCAGCCCUCUCUGAAGCCGAGGUCCAGGAGGAGACCGAGGAGCCCGAAAGCAAAAAGCGCGCAGCUCCUGCGAAGGAACCGAAGGACUCGGCCAAGGCUCGGAAGGUCGACGAUUCCGAGAAGCAUGUGGAGGAGCUCAGCAAGCUCAAGUCCGAGAAAGCCAAGACUGCCUACCUGAAACAGCUGCCCGCGGCCACGCGGCAGCGCGUCGAGGCGCUCCGGGCCGCCUCGGCUCCCUCUGCACCCAGCUGCUCUCCGUCGCCACGGAGGCUGGGGCCGCCGACACUGCUUGAGGUCGCUGAGAAGGUUGUGGAGGCACGCCAGGCUGAAAGCACAGGCGCUGCCGCUCAGCCAGAGCUCUCCCAGAAAAAGCCAGCUGCCAAAAAGAAGCCCACAGCAGUGGAAAAGCAUUUGCAGGAGCUGAGCAAGCUGAAGAAUCCUCAGAAGAAGGAGAACUACCUGAGCAAACUCCCUCCUGCAGCUCGGAUGAGUGUAGAUGAUGAUGAUCAUGGCGAGGUGAUGAGGAUCCUUGGCUCUUUGCAAGUGGCACUCGACACGGAGAACGAUAAAGUGGCAGGUGCUGAAGCCAAGAUGGCGGAACUUGACCAGACGGUCAAGGAUGCGGAGGUGUCCCUCCAAGCUGCGAAGGCCUACACGUCCGAGUGCGAGGCCAAACUCAAGACGGCCUCCGAGGCGGUGUGCACAAGCAAAGCUACUCUGACUCAGCGGCUCAACGAGCAGAAAAAGGGCGACGAAGGCAUCGUGAAAGCACGUGCAGACAAGGAGCUUCUGGAAAGCACCAAGUCGGAGUGCUUCGAGAAGCUGAAGUCCGGCGGGGCAGUCGCCAAGGAGGCGAAGCAGUUGCUCAAGAAGAUUGAGCCUUUCAUCAAGCAAACGGGGUCGGACGCGUCGCUCAUCACCGCCGCGCCUGCGACGCUUCUGAAGCCACCCGAGGAACGUGGGAGCUUCGAUCAGAUCGUCCUUGAGCAGCUCGAGGCAAACUUCACAGCCAAGCUGACAGAGUUCGAGACGCAGCUGGCAGAAGCAGCGCCUGCGGCAGAAGCGAGGGCCGAGGAGGUGCAGAAAGCACAAUCUACACACGAAGCGGCCGAGUCGAAGCAGAAAGAGGCGUCUGUCGAACUCUGUGCGGCAAAGGAGGCUGUCACCGAGCAUUUCCGAGUCCUGAUCCCUGCAGCAUGUUCGCCCUGCGCGGUUCUCUGCGAGUUGGAAAUGCAGGAGGAGGUGGUGGAGGAAGAGCUGGAGACCUACGUGGACGGAAGCCUCGCCACCUUCAAGGAGCUAAAAGAGCGCAUCUCUGCAAAAAAGCGCCGCGAACUGGCUGCUGCCGCCAAGGCGAGGUGUAAGGCCUUCUACUGGUAG
This is a messenger RNA of Symbiodinium necroappetens, 2628 nucleotides long. NCBI's taxonomy places the organism in Eukaryota, Dinophyceae, Suessiales, Symbiodiniaceae. The record is from the annotation of a GenBank genome assembly.